UGAGUUUGUAUAUAUGGUUUCGUUUGAGAAUGCCGAUAUGAUCCAUUAAUGAAUACUCAAAUGUAUCCAAAAGCAAUGAGGUCUCCUGUUCCACUUAUAAUAUUGUUCAUACUCAUAAGCUUUGGAGCAGGUGGAACACAGGGACAAACUAGAAGUAUCCCCGGCGAUGAAAUGGCAGCUCUUCGUGAUAUAGCUCAACAAUUGGCUAAAACGGACUGGGAUUUGAGUUUGAAGGAAUGUGAUGAAAAUGGAAAUUGGCAUACGCCGGUGAAGCACGACUUGUAUAACAGUACAGUCAACUGCAUCUGCCUUGGUGAUGGAUGUCACAUCAGCGCCAUGUACGGUUUCCUUCUAAUUUCCAUGUUCUUCAAAAUUCAUAUUCGCAUAUUACUCACUGAUACGAUAGAAAGCUUCAUAGAUCAACUGUGUGGUCCCAAAUUCAGACGACACACUAGAGGGACAAUUUUUGCUUUUAUCAGUGAAAGUCACUAGUGUUCGGACACUACAAUAGUUAGAUUAACAUAUUGGUAGAGGAGUUGAACUACUAACCUCCAUUCUCCUAGCACCUGAGUGCACACCUAAUGCCGAUGGUCCAAAGUUCUCUUGACGACACCCCAGAGCGACGUGGUUAACAUUGCUGCAUCACCUUUCUUCAUUAGCCACCAAAAUGACAAGUUUCCAAUUUUUAGUGCCAAUUUGGCCUACCGUAGAGUACCUUUGGUGCGUUUAUCUUGUAUGUCUCCCUAAACUCAUGUAUGGAGCAAUAUGUUGUAUUAUGAAAAAUGAAAAUGCUAAUAACAGUCCAUUCAAAUGGGCAGGAAAAGGAUAAAAGAAAACUCUGUUUGUUUAAAGUGUAUUAGAAGCGAAGUUCUUCUUUUUUUUAUUCUUCUUGCCUUAUUCAAUUAUAUCUACUCACAUUGUGCUACAGUCAUGCACUGAAAAAAAUGGAUUUCAGUCAUAAUUUUUUUACUUUCCCAAAUAAUCCCCAAAAGUUUGGCACUAAAUUAACGAACGCGAUUUUUUUUU
Rhododendron vialii is the source of this 1026-nucleotide messenger RNA. Its product is annotated as probable leucine-rich repeat receptor-like serine/threonine-protein kinase At3g14840. The record is from RefSeq and is a predicted model, not a curated record. NCBI's taxonomy places the organism in Eukaryota, Viridiplantae, Streptophyta, Magnoliopsida, Ericales, Ericaceae. The transcript has 2 exons. The coding region runs from base 49 to 492 and encodes 147 amino acids.